Alternaria arborescens is the source of this 615-nucleotide messenger RNA. RefSeq lists its product as hypothetical. The coding region runs from base 1 to 615 and encodes 204 amino acids. The record is from RefSeq and is a predicted model, not a curated record. Lineage: Eukaryota; Fungi; Ascomycota; Dothideomycetes; Pleosporales; Pleosporaceae. The transcript is spliced from 3 exons.
AUGGCGCCAGAUCUUAACGCAAUAGGAAGCGGCCAGCGGUGGGAUUAUUCUACUCCAGGAUCUGGCGGUUACGAUAUCCCGGACAUAGUCUAUGAUGACCCCUCAUCUAGGAAGCUCAAGAUCUUGACCAUCGGAGCUGGCUUGUCGGGUAUCCAGAUGGCAUACCAGAUCCAGAAGAACACGCAGAAUGUUAAGCACGUAAUCUACGAGAAAAAUGCCAACUUAGGUGGCACAUGGCUGGAAAACAGAUAUCCAGGAUGUGCUUGCGAUAUUCCGUCACAUGCCUACACACUCAACUUCGCUCUGAACCCUGACUGGCCUCGUUUCUUCUCGUACGCUCCAGACAUACAAAAGUACCUCGAAAAGGUCUGCGAUGUUUUCGACUUGCGCAAGUACAUGACAUUCAACACCGAAGCUACCAGAGCCGAGUGGAAAGACGACGUGGGUAAAUGGAAGGUCACCCUCCGUCAGACGACGUCAUCCGGCGAAGAAAGAGAGUUUCAAGAGGAAUGCGACCUUCUGCUCUACGCUUCUGGUAUAUUGAACAACUAUAAAUGGCCAGGGAUCAAAGGCAUCAACAGUUUCAAGGGUCGCAUUGUCCACACGGCGACCUAG